Messenger RNA from Ipomoea nil (Japanese morning glory), 1282 nucleotides. Its product is annotated as isoflavone reductase homolog. The record is from RefSeq and is a predicted model, not a curated record. Gene Ontology annotation, molecular function: oxidoreductase activity. NCBI's taxonomy places the organism in Eukaryota, Viridiplantae, Streptophyta, Magnoliopsida, Solanales, Convolvulaceae. The transcript is spliced from 4 exons. The coding region runs from base 25 to 978 and encodes 317 amino acids.
UGCAAAUACAAUACUUGUUUGGAAAUGGAAAAAAGUAGGGUUCUUGUUGUGGGUGGCACUGGGUAUAUUGGGAAGAGAAUAGUGAAGGCGAGCUUAGCCGAAGGCCACCCCACAUAUGUCCUCCAGCGCCGCGAGAUCGGUUCCACUUCCGACAUCGACAAACUCCAAAUGUUGUUGUCGUUGAAGGAGCAAGGAGCUCGCUUAGUGGAGGCCUCCUUUGACGACCACCGGAGCCUUGUGGACGCUGUCAAACAAGUGGACGUCGUCAUAUGCACCAUGUCGGGAGUGCACUUCCGCACUCACAACAUUCUCCUGCAGCUCAAGCUGGUUGACGCCAUUAAAGAAGCUGGGAAUAUCAAGCGUUUCCUGCCGUCGGAAUUCGGCAUGGACCCAGCAAGAAUGGGAAAUGCCAUGGAAGCAGGAACUCCAGGUAGGGCUACAUUUGAAGAGAAGAUGGAAAUAAGGAAGGCCAUUGAAGAAGCAAAUAUUCCCCACACUUAUAUUUCAGCUAAUUGCUUUGCUGGUUACUUUUGUGGUAACCUUUCUCAACUUGGCACUCUUCUUCCUCCCAAACACACAGCUUACAUAUACGGGACUGGCAAUGUCAAAGUGAUAUAUAUGGACGAAGAUGAUGUGGCAGCAUACACAGUGAAGUGUAUAGAUGAUCCCAGGACCUUGAACAAGACAGUAUACUUAAGGCCACCACAAAACAUCUUAACUCAAAGAGAGUUGAUUGCUAAAUGGGAAAACUUAAAAGGAAUAGAGCUUGAGAAGAUCACGGUUACUGGUGAUGAAUUCUUGGCUUCCAUGAAAGAUAUGGAGUAUGUUGGUAAAGUAGGAGUGAUAUUUUACUACCACAUUUUCUAUGAGGGUUGUUUGACAAACUUUGAGAUAGGAGACGAUGGAGAAGAAGCUUCGCAACUUUACCCAGAAGUUCACUACACUCGAAUGGAUGAAUACUUGAAACGCUAUCUCUAAUAAAUACAACACUAAUCAACGGUGGACUUAUAAGUUAUAUAGUAUCCAUCAACGGUGACUACAACAUGAUAUGUAACACCCUUAAUAAUUGUGAUGAGUCUAGAAUCCGUGACCUUCCGUAUGAAAGGGCCACAACGAUGUCAUUAAACUACAAGAUACGUGUCAUUCCACAAAUCUUUAUUCAUAAGGCCUGUUGAGUUUUUCAUAAGUAUGUAUGCCACCCGUGCAAUGCACGGACUAUAUUUUAUUCUAAGUUAAUAAUUGUAAUUGUUAUAACAUUAUAUUUACAAAGACAUGAUAAAAA